GUUAUUUUUUGUCUGCUGUAUUAGUAUGAGUUUCAAGAAGACAAGUUCCUUGUCUUUUUCUUGUUUCUGCAUGCCUGGGAAAAUGUGUACACACACACACACACACACACACACACACACACACACAUACACACAUACACACACACAUACACACAGUCAUGCAUUGCUUAACCAUGGAGACACGUCCUGAUAAAUGCAUUUUGUGUUGACAUCAUUGAAUAUGAGGUCACAGACUUGGAAUGACCUUGUGAUACAAUCAAGAGAUGUGGGAAACACAAGAUGUAUGAGAUUGCUUUUGGUGCAAUACAGCAUACUGUUUUAUAGUAAAUUUUUGUAUUUUAAUAGUAGAAGGAGGGUACUCUGAACAUAACAAUGAAAAGUAUAGACUAGUAAAUAUGUGAGCUAAUAACAUAGUCAUUUAUUAUUAGUAGAAGUAGGCUAUGCUUUUUCACUAGUCAGUGAAAAUACUUCAGGUCUAUUAUAAUCUUAAGGGACCAAUGUCAUAUAGACAACUGUUAUGUGGUAUGUGAUUAUGUGUGUGUGUUGAAUGUGUUUCCUUUAGUAUUGAAAGAGUGGGCCCUCAUGACUAACCUAGUUAUAUAGUCCAGUUUAUAUUAUUCCCUGAUUGUUUUAUUUUGUCUCCAGUGAGGUCUUAAGCUACUUUGGGAUGUAAGCUCUUAUAUAUUUUCUAUUUAUUCUCUGUAUCUAAUAGGUGCUUGGCAAAUCAUUUAGCUGACUUGACGUUCAAGGCAUACUUUCAGCCUUUUGAAAAUGCAUCAUUGCAGUCUUCUGAGAGGGAAUGUGAAGAUGCUUAAAGAGCGUCCAGGGAUGGCGGAAGAUCCUCAGCAGCAAAUGGGUAUUCCUGUGGUGAAAAUGGAGAAAGAGUUGCCAUGGGGCAGGGCAAGAGAAGACUCCAGUCCUGAGACUUUUCGCCUGAGGUUUCGGCAGUUCCGCUAUCAGGAGGCAGCGGGUCCCCAAGAAGCCCUCAGGGAGCUCCAAGAGCUCUGUCGUGGGUGGCUGAGGCCUGAGCUGCACACCAAGGAGCAGAUCCUGGAGCUUCUGGUGCUGGAGCAGUUCCUGACCAUCCUGCCUAGGGAGUUUUAUACCUGGAUCCGAGAUCACGGCCUGGAGAGUGGCAAGGCUUUGGUGACCAUGGUGGAGGACUUGACAGAGAAUGCGCUGGAGGCCAAGGCGGUUCCAUGCCACAUGCAGGGAGAACAGCAGAAGACAGCCCUUGGCAGAGGUGCUUGGGAGCCAGGCGUCCACCUGGAGCCAGUGGAGGUCAAGCCUGAGUGGGGGAUGCCCCACGGGGAAGGAAUUCAAGUCCUAGACCAAAGAACGGAAGAGCAGCUAAGUCAGGACCCUGGAGAUGGGACACAGGCCUUCCAAGAACAGGCACUCCCUCUUCUUCAGAUGGGUCCAGGCCUCCCUCCAAUGAACACCAGAGACCAAGAGAUGGCAGCUGGGUUUCUUUCAGCAGGAGCACAGGGAUUGGGGACCUUUAAAGACAUGGCCCUGCCUUUUCCUGAGGAGGAGUGGAGGCAUGUGACCCCAGCCCAGAUUGACUGCUUUGGGGAAUAUGUGGAACCACAGGAAUGUGGGGUCUCUUCAGGCAUUGGGAGCAAGGAAAAGGAGUCAAAACCCCAGCAGGAAGACCUUAAAGGGGCAUUUGCUGGGCUGUCAACUGAGAGGUUUGGGGAAGCUGCUGUCCCUGGACCUGAGCUGGGAGGAACCUGUGAACAGGAGCCUGGGGAAUCCGGAAGCGGCCUGCCAGGACUUCCUGCUCCGCAGCACAGUGUCCCCUUGCCUGAGGAUCUCAAAACCCAGAGUUCCUUCUGGAAGCCUUUCCAGUGCCCCGAGUGUGGGAAAGGCUUCAGUCGGAGCUCCAAUCUCGUCAGACACCAGCGAACCCAUGAAGAGGAGAAGUCCUAUGGCUGCGUGGAGUGUGGGAAGGGCUUCACCUUGAGGGAGUACCUCAUGAAGCACCAGAGGACCCAUCUGGGAAAGAGGCCCUACGUGUGCAAUGAGUGCUGGAAGACCUUCAGCCAGAGACACCACCUGGAGGUCCACCAGCGGAGCCACACAGGGGAGAAGCCCUACAAGUGCGGGGACUGUUGGAAGAGCUUCAGCCGGAGGCAGCACCUGCAGGUGCACCGGAGGACGCACACCGGUGAGAAGCCCUACACCUGCGAGUGCGGCAAGAGUUUCAGCAGGAAUGCCAACCUAGCUGUGCACCGGCGAGCCCACACCGGGGAAAAGCCCUAUGGGUGCCAGGUGUGCGGGAAGCGGUUCAGCAAAGGGGAGCGGCUGGUCCGACACCAGAGGAUCCACACGGGAGAGAAGCCCUACCACUGCCCCUCCUGCGGUCGGAGCUUCAACCAGAGGUCCAUCCUCAACCGGCACCAGAAGACCCAGCAUCGCCUGGAGCCCCCGGUGCAGUGAGGGCACCACCUGAGGAAUCCCUGCCCCAGGGUAUUCUUCAUCUUUUUGAUGGGCUUGGAGGACAAACAGUGAUGGCAUGCAGGAAGGCUCUCGGGCCGUUUCCUUUCCACUGACUCAAACCCAGGCGGAGGACAAGUCUGGCUUAUUGAGAGCUCCCAGAGGGCAAAGCCGCCCAUGCCUCCUAUCUAAGUGGUGCCUAUGGUUUUUCUGGUAACCUUUAAGGGAAACAGUAUUCUGAACUUUAGUUCAGGCUGGGAUUUUUCCCCUCAGUUGGGUGUUUGGACACACCUCCAAGUCCAGUAGUAGGGGCAGAAUUUUGUCAGUGGUUGGCAGCUUGAAGCUCAUUAUCCUGGGUCUCUAUCCUGCCUGUGAGAUCUAGCUCAGACUCACCUGACACUUUUCCAUUUACAAAUAUUUAUUAAACACCUACUAUGCUCCUGGCACUGAGAAUACCGUGGUGAAUGACAGACACAGACGAGACCUUGUUAUCACAGAGGAUUCCAAAGUGCGUUGUGUUGCAAGGGCCAUGUGAGGGCCUCUUGUCACGUUCUGCCAGCCUGCUUCCUGCUGGACCUCACCUCGGCCUCCACGCCGCUGGGAUCUUCUCUCAGGCAGCCUCCUUUGUUUUGCUUCAUUUGUAGCCUUUUUCUCUGACUGUAAUAUUCUUCCCUCAUCUGUAAAGUUUUCCCAUCCCAGCAUAUUCCUUGCACUAUAACAACAGCUAUUAGGAAAUUAAUAUUUUGCUAUUGAUCAUGAAUAAACAUAAACUGUAUUUUUAAAAAAUGUUGCAUUCUGCCAAAAGAUUAGAUUAAAUGAGUCUGAAAGGUGAACUAGUAUUAAUGCCCUAUAUCAUGGCACUUUAUCUGACAUAUAAAAAUGCUUUUCUAUAUUUUUAAAAAAAAAUUUUUUAUUGUUUUAGUUUUAGGUGGACACAGUAUCUUUAUUUAAUUUUAUGUGGUGCUGAGGAUUGAACUCAGUGCCUCAUGUAUGUUAAGUGAGUGCUCUACCACUGAGCCACAACCCCAGCCCUUUCUAUAUGUUCUUAUCUGAUUCAUUUCAUAAGUAAUUAGGCCCUGCAAUGUGCCUGGAACUCUUCUGGUACUUGAGAUACAUCAGUGAAUGUGAUAGGGGAAAAUUUCUAACUCUGCAGAUUGCGUGUUUUAGUGAUGCACUUGAUCUUCAGAAUCUGUGGAUACUUCCAUGAGCCCUCUGGGCCUGGCAGGUGUUCUUGGUCCUGUUGGCGUACUUUCCUGAGUUGCAGUCACCACCUAUCUCUUAAUAGUCUCUGUCCUUUUCAUCUGGACCCUUACUUCCCGAGAUACUUGGGGUCCUGGACACCAAUUAGAGAUGAUAAAGUGGUAGUGACCUAUUUUUCAUGAGUGCUGAUUCAGGAAAACUGAUGUUUGUAGGCAUUUAUAACAUUUCUUUAAGAAUUAGAAGCUGCAGUAUUUUUAACUGUGUUUACAUUUUCUUAUAUUAUUUUGCCAUCAAAAAGGGUUUUCUUGCUGUUUGAGAUUCUGGGCCCGGCAUAAUGAGGAUGAAUUGCACUGCAGCAACAUUGUUAUGCUGUGCCUUGAACACUGGCUGCUAAGUUUUUCUUUUGUCAACUGUGUGUCAUUAUAAUUGCAAGAUGUCAUUUGUUUGAUGGUACCUUGUAAUGUCAUAUUCUUUGAGAUUUCUUUCCCCCAUUCUGCACUGCAAAUGAGAUAAGUGGUAGUGAUGAGCAUUUGUAUUACGCAGUCCACUUGGAAACAUGUGCUUUUAUCACCUAUUUCCUGGCAGGCAGCCACAAGUUUAUUUUUGACUUAGCAAAUAACCCUUUUGGUCCUCCUGGCUUAUCUGUGGGGACUGUGAAGUUGUGCUAAACUAGGGUGAAGUGUUAUUGAGUCAUCCACACAGGGCUGCUGCAGAGGUCCAUAUGGAAAACCAGUCUCCCAGCCCCCCAAUUCUUAGACAAGUUUGGCAAGACAGCCAGUGCCCUGCCAGCCAAGCCCAGUUGGAGGCUUCCUGUCCUCAGGAUUUGGGAUAGACUCGCUUGAGUGUAUUUUUUCCAAAAAAUCUGUCUCUCAAAGCCAGGCAGGGACCAUGGAGGCUGCUGUAUUAGUGUCUGUAUUUACUUGAAUUAAGUUAUUGAUUGAUUUUGAUCAUGCACUUAGCUGAACAGGCCUCUGGGUUUUCAGCCAGUUGGAAUCUCUUGAGAGAAACUUCAGUAGGAGCUGAGCCUUGCCUUCCUGCUCAUUUGUCCUCUUCCAUGUCUGCUCUGAGGCCAAAGCAUAUGGACAAUGUUUUCAAAAAGCUUCCAUUAAAAGGGAGUUUUUCCCAUGGAAUUAUA
Messenger RNA from Ictidomys tridecemlineatus (thirteen-lined ground squirrel), 4774 nucleotides. RefSeq names its product zinc finger and SCAN domain containing 25 (gene Zscan25). Gene Ontology annotation, molecular function: RNA polymerase II cis-regulatory region sequence-specific DNA binding; DNA-binding transcription factor activity, RNA polymerase II-specific. The record is from RefSeq and is a predicted model, not a curated record. Gene Ontology annotation, biological process: regulation of transcription by RNA polymerase II. Lineage: Eukaryota; Metazoa; Chordata; Mammalia; Rodentia; Sciuridae.